This is a messenger RNA of Drosophila ficusphila, 2260 nucleotides long. RefSeq names its product solute carrier family 22 member 13. Gene Ontology annotation, biological process: transmembrane transport. Gene Ontology annotation, molecular function: transmembrane transporter activity. Bases 100 to 1755 code for a protein of 551 amino acids. The record is from RefSeq and is a predicted model, not a curated record. The transcript is spliced from 4 exons. NCBI's taxonomy places the organism in Eukaryota, Metazoa, Arthropoda, Insecta, Diptera, Drosophilidae. Gene Ontology annotation, cellular component: membrane.
CAGCGGAAGAGAGCGGACCGCGGAACCUCAGGACCCGGAGGUUUUUGUUUGUUUUUCGGUGCCGUUCAAGUGCAUCUGCAUCACCCGGGGAUUUCGGCCAUGGACUUUGAGGAGAUACUGGCCAAGUGCGGCGACAGCCAUCGCUACCAGUACAUGCUGUUGGCCCUCUAUGGCCUGUUAAUGUUCAUCGUUUCCCGGCAGUAUUUCGCCCAGAGCGUCAUUAGCUUUGUGCCCGAUCAUUGGUGCUAUCACGAACAGCUGGUGAACCGGAGCUAUGCCGAAAUAGCUGCAAUUUACGCCCCAUUCAAGAGGCCUUCGUGCACGCGAUUGGCGUCGAUCGAUGAGGAUGGUGGUAAUGCCACGGCCAGCGAGGAACCCUGUAAUCGAUGGAUCUACAACUAUGAUCACGGAUUCAGGAGCAUGAAUGCAGAUCUAAAUUGGGUUUGCGAUGAUGCCUAUAAGGCGCGAGUGGGUCAAUCCCUGUUCUUUGUGGGUUCCAUGUGCGGCACUCUCCUCUUUGGCCUGCUGGGUGACAAGAUCGGACGCAUCAGAGCCGUGGUCUUGGCCAACUGGUGCGGCUUCCUCGGCGAUUCGGCCACCAUCUUCGCCGAAAGCCUGAUCACUUUCUCGGCCAGCCGGUUCGUUUCGGGCCUGGCUGCUGAGGCCAACGCCUACCUCAUGUACAUUCUGGUGCUGGAGUACGUCUCGCCAACGAUGCGAAGUGUGGGUCUAAACCUCACCAUGUCUGUUUGGUAUUGUCUGGGCAUGAUAAGUGCCUCUUGGCAAGCGGUUUGGUUGGGCGGUUGGCGACCCUUCAUGGCCUGGUCUGCACUUCCCCAAUUGCUGGUCACUGGCUUCUACUUUCUGGUGCAGGAGAGCGCCCAGUGGCUGGUCACUCGUCACGAUAUCGAUGGAGCUGAGUUGAGGCUGCGCCGGGUGGCCAAGUUCAAUAGGAGGGAGGUUAGUGAGACAGACUUCGAGUUGUUCCGGCAGCACUGCAAGAUCAAGGAGUCGGAGGCCAGCAGCCAGGUUUCCCUGCAGAAGCAGUCGCGUCUCAUCGAUGCCCUCAAGUUUCCACGCCUUCGAAUCAGAUUGAUCUACGUGCUGGUUGUCUUCUCAAUAACGGUGCUUUGCUACAACACAAUGUCCCGCAAUGUGGAAGGACUGACUAUCUCACCUUUUGUCAUGUUCACCCUUUUCGCGCUGACACUGCCUCCUUCGGGAAUUUUUCAGACUCAAGUCCAAAAGAACUUGGGUCGAAAGUUCACCUCAGUGGUUAGUAUGACGGCCACUGGAGUGAUGACGGCGGCUACAGGGAUUUUGCUGACCUUCUGGACACAACCAAGUGCCACGGUGAUGGUGUGUUUAUUACUGGUAUCCCGAUUCGGGAUUUCUGUGAUCACGGGAUCCACCAUGCAGAUUUCUGCCGAACUAAUGCCAACCUGCGUAAGAUCGAGUGGCUUGGCGGUGAUCCACGUCACGGGAGCAGCCUUCUCCUUCCUUUCGCCAUACAUUCUGCACCUGGACACUUAUUUCCGAGCUGCCUCCUCGAUAAUCCUGUGCCUUUUGCUCCUGCUAAGUGCAUGGAUUUGUUUACUCCUGCCUGAAACGAGAAACAAAAAGCUUCCAAUGUCCUUAGCCGAAGGUGAGGAGUUUGGCAAGAACGAAAGGAUGUUUGAUUUUCUGAGGAGCACCAAUAAGGAAGAUCAACACGAUCUCAGUGCGGGCACGAACGAAAAACUUAUGGCGGAGUAGUCGUACUUAAUGUUUAUGUUUUUAGUAUUGCUCCAAUUCAGAAAACUGCAUUUAAUUACCUUUGUUGAAAUUAACAGUGCCUAAUCAUGACUGUAUGGUUGAAAAAUAUUAAUUAUUAUUACUUAACAUUACUUUAGUUGUUAUUUGUAAAAUGAGAUUUAAGUAUCUAUACAAAAUAAGGAUUACAAAAUGGUUGGCUAUAUAUUAGGAACUAAAUAUUUAUAGUCAAAAGAAUGUAUCUACUUAUCUAGACGACUGUUCGAGGCAACGCAAUAAAGGUAUUUAGACUUUCAAUAAAAAUACUUAGAACAUAACAAUGUGAAAUAAAUAAAUUAAAAGAUAAAAAUUAAGCUGACAAUACAGUAAUAACUAUUAUUGUUGAGAGUUUGGAUAAUAAAAGUUUCAGACAUCAUUAAGUAAUUUGUUGAUUCAUGCUCAGGGUCUUUGUUAUUUUAGUAUUUGUGAGCAUUAAAAUAAGUUAAGGAAAUGAACGCAGUUAUUAAAU